Messenger RNA from Malaclemys terrapin pileata, 9054 nucleotides. RefSeq names its product solute carrier family 26 member 7 (gene SLC26A7). Bases 557 to 2530 code for a protein of 657 amino acids. The record is from RefSeq and is a predicted model, not a curated record. The transcript has 20 exons. Gene Ontology annotation, cellular component: membrane. Gene Ontology annotation, molecular function: oxalate transmembrane transporter activity; chloride transmembrane transporter activity; bicarbonate transmembrane transporter activity. Gene Ontology annotation, biological process: transmembrane transport. Lineage: Eukaryota; Metazoa; Chordata; Testudines; Emydidae.
AAGUAACCAAUCCAAUCCAAAACAAUGUGAUGUAAUGUUUAGCAAAUGCAAUAUCGUGUAAAUGUAUAUAAAGGAAGAGUUUUUCUGUGUAACUUUGGAUGUGUGGUAUGGCCUAUACCCACCCCUUACGCUUGAGUCUGAUCAACUCAGUGUAGCUUUGCUGUAUGCCAAAUAAAGGAACCUGAGUGACGAAAUCUGGAGUUGAACUGAGAAUUUUGGAUCCCAAAGAACUGGAUGAAGUGUUCUCCCAGAACUGGACAAUGUGUUCUGGAUAAGCCAAGUGGAAAAGGUCUCAGAGGGAAUCCCAACAAAAGACUAAGAAUCUAGCACACUGACUGUGUGUUCAGAGUUGCAGUACACAUUGGAUUGUUUUUAAUUCCUGUUGCUGAGAGAGAAACAACUGGUGCAGUAAAAGCAAGAUUCCUGAUUGCAAAGCACUAGGCAAGUAUACCCUUUGAAACUGAAAACUCAGAAGAAGAACUGGAGACUGGCACUGAACAGGGUAAUUCUGCAGUGGUAAUUUGUUAAGAAGGAGAAACUUUGGGGGAGAUAAAGCAUGGCAGGGGCAAAAAGGAGAAAGAAAAGUGCCGUGUGGAGGAAGAUCCAUGCUCUUCGCUGUGAAGAUAUCAAACUGUGGUGUGUAAGAAGGCUGCCUAUUUUGAAGUGGGCACCCAGCUACAAUGUGAAGGAAAACUUGAUUCCUGAUACAGUCUCUGGGAUGAUGCUGGCAAUUCAACAGGUACCUCAAGGGCUGGCCUUUGCUGUUCUGUCUUCAGUCCAUCCAGUGUUUGGUUUAUAUGGCUCUCUCUUUCCUGUCAUCAUUUAUGCUGUGUUUGGAAUGGGACGCCAUGUUGCAACAGGAACUUUUGCUUUAACUUCCUUGAUAUCUGCCAAUGCAGUUGAACGUCUUGUUUCUCCAGCAAUCAACAAUUUCACUACAAGCAAUAAUUCGGGAGUCUUAGGUUUAUCGGAGUUUGAAAUGCAGAGGAUUGGAGUUGCUGCAGCGGUUUCAUUUUUAGGAGGAAUUAUUCAAGUAGCAAUGUUUGUGCUGCACUUGGGCAGCGCCACGUUCUUGUUGACGGAACCGGUGAUAAGCGCAAUGACAACAGGAGCAGCAACGCAUGUUGUGACUUCACAAGUCAAGUAUCUGCUGGGAAUGAAAAUGCCAUAUAUAUCUGGGCCCCUGGGAUUCUUUUAUAUUUAUGCCUACAUAUUUGAAAACAUCAACUCAGUUCAAUUAGAAGCUUUGAUUCUGUCCUUGGUAAGCCUGGUGGUGCUCGUUCUUGUUAAAGAACUGAAUGAAAAAUUUAAAAGAAAAAUUAAAGUAGUUCUUCCCAUCGAUUUAAUUCUGAUCAUUGCUACAUCCAUUGGCUGCUACUGUGCUGAUAUGGAAUACACGUAUGGCCUAGAAGUUGUGGGACAUAUUCCAGAAGGGAUACCAGCACCGAAAGCCCCAUCCCUGAACAUCCUCUCUGAAGUAGUUACUGAAGCUUUUGGAGUAGCGUUAGUUGGUUAUGUAGCAUCACUAGCCCUGGCUCAAGGCUCUGCUAAACAGUUCAAAUACUCUGUGGAUGAUAACCAGGAGCUUUUGGCUCAUGGCCUCAGCAAUGUGAUUCCUUCAUUUUUCUUUUGCAUACCAAGCGCUGCAGCGAUGGGACGUACUGCACUUUUAUAUAGCACCGGAGCAAAAACACAGGUGGCUUGCCUUAUAUCUUGUAUUUUGAUACUUGUGGUGAUCUAUGCAAUAGGACCGAUGCUAUACUGGCUGCCCAUGUGUGUUCUAGCAAGUAUCAUUGUUGUGGGUCUAAAGGGAAUGCUAAUGCAGUUCCGUGAUUUAAAAAAAUAUUGGAAUGUGGAUAAAAUAGAUUGGAGCAUAUGGGUUAGUACCUAUGUAUUUACAGUAUGCUUUGCUGCUAACGUGGGACUAUUGUAUGGAGUUGUCUGCACUAUAGUUAUAGUGAUUUUCCGCUUCCAAAGAGCAAAGACACUGAGUUUGAAAAAUAUGAAAGAAGUGGAAUGUAAAUUCAAAACAGAAGCUGAUCAUGAAUCUUUACAACAGGUAAAGAUAGUUUCAGUGAACAACCCACUAGUAUUUCUGAAUGCCAAGAAGUUCCAUCAUGACCUAAUAAGGAUAAUCCAGAAGGAUAGUGCAAGCACCCAGCCACAUGAUGAUCUAAACAAGUGUGAACAGAACACGUUGCUCAAUCCAGUAUCCAAUGGAAAUUGUCAUGGUGAGCUGUCAUUACAGCCAUGCCCCAACGAGAGAUGUGCUUUAAUAUUAGACUGCAGUGGACUGACUUUCUUUGACUAUACCGGAGUCUCUGUGCUUCUUCAGAUUUACAUGGAUUUUAAAAACAGAAGUAUCGAUGUGUUACUAGCACAUUGUAAAGCGUCCUUGGUAAAAGCAAUGCAGUACAGUGGAAAUCUAGGAUCUGAAAAUCCUAUCUUCUUUGAAUCUGUUUCCUCUGCAAUUGGUGCCAUUCAUUUAAACAGGAAUUUCAGAAAACUCAGUGAUCACAGUGAAGUGUGAAGUCUACAUGACGCAGGGUGGCUAUUUUGAUCUGCUAACAUACAGAAUGAACUACGGCAUUGCUUUUCCUUACAUCUUUUUUCAUGAGAUCACGUAGGUAGUAUUUUGUAUGCCAAAUAUGUUUAAUGGACAUCAGUGCUGCCAAAGAUUUCUCUUCAGUUACUGCUGCUGAGAGAGUGUUCAUACAAUGGAUUGUUCUAUUGUGGAUAUAUAUAUAGUAUUUUUGUACACGUUUAGAUACAAAAUAUUAGAAAGCAGACAUGGGAUAUCAACAUUUUAUUACAGUGAUUUAUAUUGUUUUAGCUCAUUCUAUAGUAACUUAAUUUGUAACGCACAACUAUAGUUUUGUGCAUGGAAGAGUAAGACAUUAUGAACUUUUGCAAAUGAUCUGUAGUGACUGGUGCGGUAUAUGCAGCAUACCAUAUACAAAACCCAAUUUUGUUUCAAAUAUCUGCUUUAAUCCUUUUCUUAAAACCAAACACAUGCAAUAGCAACAUCAUAUUGUAUAACCCUGUGCACUUAACCCAGUCCUGCAUUUCUUGCACACUUAAUCCUUGUAUACUAUUUAAUGCCCAAUGGGAGUUUUGGGUGUGCAAAGAAUACACUGGCUUAGUACAUGUUAUCAUGUCUCCCUCCAGAGACCGGUGCCAGUGACUAUUACAGCUUGCUGUUUUGUUAAACCAGAGGAGUUCGUUAGUUCAAGUGGAAGAAGAGGCUUUUACUUUUGGUUCUAAAGGUCCCAGGUUUGAUCCUCACUGAUGCGUGUGGAGUCUGCAUACGUAUGUGACUCUGGCUCAAUACACAAUCUCAGGCCCAAGAAUAUUAUGGGUCACACUCUCAAUUUGUAUAAAUCCACAUAGCUCCAUUGACUUUAAUGGAACUGCACAAAUUUACACCACUUGAGGAUCUAGCCAAAACAUCAUAUCAUGGAACAGAUUUUCAAAAAUAGGCCUAAAAUUGCACAUGCAGGACGUAUAUUUUAGUGGGCAAAUGAGCAAUUGUCCACUAUGAAGGUGGGAUAAUGAUGUGUUCAGCUGCCCAGUUGCACAUGUAAAGGUGGGUCUUGUACAUAGAAGCUGAUGCAUGAAUAUUUUUGGGACAGCAAUUUGAAAGUUUGGCCUUGUAAAUUCUGGGUCAGAUUUACCAGAGUAAAUCAGUGUGUGCUGGAGUGGGGCAGUGUACAGCGUAAUCUGUCCCUCUGUAAAAUUGAGAAAUUGGCCUAAUUUAUUAUUAACCUUCUGAUUAAAAAAUGAAGUGAUUACUAGAGUGCACUGAUAGCUAUGUGUUAUCUAGUUCCUUCUUUCUAAAGGUAAAUGUUAGUGUCAUUAAAUUAAGUCCCCAAAGCAUUGCAAAAUAAGGCAAGAUGACUGUUUGUAGCUAGUCUGAGGUACCUUCAAUGCUUUAUUUACACUUUACUGAUUUGCUGUUUGUCAGAAGUACUGAAGUCUCUCCCAAGAGAUUAUUGGUUCCAUAUCACAGAGACAGCACCCACUAUUUAAUUUUCAGGUAGUUCAUUUAUAUUGUAAUGUACUGGAUAGUGUGUAUGUAUACGAUUGCUCCUUUACUGGAUGGAAUCACAGCUGCUCCACUGUUUGUUAUUGGUGCUAACCUGUUAACCGUUAAAGGAAAUUCUCUUUUAGUUCAAGUGCUACUGCUUGUUAGGAUCCGUCCUUCUGGACCAGAAUCAUCUGAGUUCUCUCUCCAUGUUCCAAAUGGCUAUGAUACGCAGCAUAGUGACAACCAGGGGAAGCGGGGAAGGAGAAGGGAAGAAGAGGGCAACAGGUAUGGAUGGUCACAGGACCUCAAGGGGUAGACAUCUCAUGUCGAGAGAAAGGUAGCCCCAUUGGGGGACUAGUCACUCAAACCUCAGAAGAGGCAUACCAAAAGGUUUAUGAACCUGUCAGAGAACUAGAUUUGAGAUUUGUGCUGGCUCUGAGUUUGAGAUUUUAACAUAAUUUUUCAUCAAAUUUUUAAAAUUUACUUAAAAAACGGGGAAAACGACAACAUUUUUGCCAGAAUGGUUUCUUGUUUCAAUCAGCCCAAAGUUGCUCUACUAGUUUGAGGUCUGACUUGAGUUUCAUUAAAAUUUGCAAUAUGUUAUAGAUUGUUGUAAGCAGCUGUGACAGUCAACACCAUAACACACAAGUCACAUUACAACUGAAAACAAUGUGCAAUACAGAAUAAGAUUAUUCCAAAAACAUUUACAACAUACAGUGCUGCUAUGUAUUUAUGUAUCUGUGAUACACACAGAAUGAAAGACAAAUGUGCUUAUGUAAAAGGGUCCAAGAAACCACAGUUCAAAUAUGUAUCUUGAAAUACGUUGGAUAAUGCUGUUUACGGUUAUAGGUAUCGUGUGGUAUUUGUUGAUCUGUGAAACAACUGCAGUAAAAUGUGAGGGUCCAGUAAGUUAUAUAGCCCAGCAUGAGCCUACUUAAAAAACAGAAAGCAAGAGGAAAUGGGAGAGCAUAUAUUCCCCACAACACUCUCCCAGCCUCACUCUGAGCUGUGGAUUCCUUCCCCCACCGACUUAAAGGGAUAGGGAGGGUGAAAGGAAAGUGAGCAGGACACAUGACUUCUAAGAGUCAUUUUGGCAAAGCAGAGAGAAUGGUAGUGUCAGGCUGCCCUGUUCAGAUGGAAGGAAACAGGCAAGAUCAAAGUCCAGGCAGCCAGUUCCUGGCAGCAGAGUCUGGCUAGACUUUCCCUGCUACACCAAUCCCAACCAGUUAUCUCCAGCAGAUGUGUGUAUUGCAGGAGGCUAGGGAGUAUCACUGGUUCCUGACCCUCUGCAUGUCUAUGCCACGGAUGGCUUUUCCCUCAUGUUUGUUCUGUCCCUUCACCUGAUUAAUAAAGAUUUUGGGGAGUGGAGGUGUAUAAUGCUGUAUUUCACAGGCUGUAGGGGAAUCCUGGAGUUGUUUCCCUCACUGCCUUGUAGAUGCUCACAAGUUUCUUAGUCAGACUUUGUUAUGGUUGCAUUUAUAAAUGGUUUGUAAAGGGUUGAUUAAUAAAUGUUAAAAGCAUGUUACAGGCAUGGAUAGUAUGUUCUACAGGUAGUUGUAAGAUCAGUGUUCUAGAUGGUUGCAAGCAACAUGUUGCCUUGUUGAACUCUAUAACAGUCUGUAACAAUUGAUUAAUCAUUUGCUAAAACAGCUAUUAAUAAUUUAUUAACCCUUUGUAAACUAUUAUUAAAUGUACCCUUAAUUGUGGAAGCACCACUUGAAGUUCUAUAGUUAAGUUUUGCACAUAAGCAAGAGGUUGAUCCCCUUCUUUAUCUAUGAAAGAUGCAGCAUCUCCUCCCCAAAACUACAGCAUUUACUCUACUACAGAGUGCAUUUUCUGAUAACUUUAAAAUAAAUCGAUUAAUGAGUUUAACUUAGAAGAUAAUUAAAAAAGAGGGUUAUUUAAGAAAUUCAGCACUCCGCAUCAGAGCAUUUUUUGUGUUGAAGUACCUUAAUAAUGGAACAAAAAAUGUACCUCAAACUUCCCUUAUUGUUAAAACUCACUGAAAUUUUCUGCAUAAGCUUCAUUUGAAAACAUUUGGUAGGAUUAAUGGUCAUUUCUCCUUGUUAUUCUUCAUAACUAAAAGAUCCUCUUACAACAGGUGCUAAUGAAUAACAUUCUACUACAGAGAAUUCAACACAGAACUACCCUCUUUCAAAAUAGUUUCCAUUUCAUUAUUUUCAGUGAGACUAAGGUAAUGCCUUAGUGUAUGCAGUCUUGUUGUAGCUAUGUUGGUCCCAGGAUAUUAGAGAGACAAUAUGAGUGAGGUAAUUCCUUUAUUGGACCAACUUCUGUUGGUGAGAGAAAAGCUUUUGAGUUAUACAGAGCUCUUCUUCAAGUCUGGGAAAGAUACCCAGAGGGUAUGUCACUGUAGUUAGACACCUGCAGCUGGCCCAUACCAGAUGACUCGGGCUCGUGGGGCUUGGGCUAAGGGGCUGUUAAUUGCAGUGUAGACGUCUGGGCUUGGGCUGCAACCCAGGCUCUGGGAUCCUUAACCCAAGCUCACAACCCUGAGUCAGCUGGCAUGGGCCAGCCGCAGGGUUUUAAUUGCUGUGUAGACAUGCCCAGAGUGUCAGAGCUAAAUACAAGAUUGAACAGAUAGCUUAACAUAAGUAAUUUGCACAUAUUUUAAGGGACCAUUCAAGGUGAAGUGGCCCAUUAGCACCCCUGUAGUCAUAGGAUAUAAAGGGGAUUAGUGGGUUACACAUUGUUGUAAUAAGCCAUAAAUCCAGUGCCUUUAUUAAGACCAUGAUUUUUAAUGUCUAGCAAAGUUAUGAAUUUAAGCUCCCAGCUCAUCUUUUGAAAGUGUUGUGCAGGUUUCCUUUGAGGAUGAGGACUGAUAGGUCAUGUAUUGAGUGAUCACUUUGUGAAAAAUGUUCACCCACAGGUGAUGGGGUGUUUUCGUCUUUUGUCAUUUGUCUUUUAACAACCAUGAGCCACAUUCAAUGGGGACCUCAUCCUGAAGGAAAUCUUUCUUGAACCCCCCUCUUCUGGCCUGCAAACAACCCCCCUAACCUCUCCAAGCUCAUCAUCAGAGGUAAGCUGCCUACAGACCAGGACACAUCAACUCAAAGUGGUGCCAAACCUUGCCAGAACAACAGAUGCAAAACCUGCAGGCAUAUCUCCACUGCUACAAUGAUCAACACACCUUUUAGGAUUCAGGGGUUCUACACGUGCAUAUCACAACAUGGUGUACCUCAACCAGUGCCCUAAAAACCCUAAUAACAACUGUGUAGGUGAAACCAGACAAUCACUACUCUCUUGAAUGAACUCACACAGGAAAAUGAUAAAAGACAAAAACACCAUAUCACAUGUAGGUGAACACUUUCACAAAGUGAUAACUCUGUGUCUGACAUAUCAGUCCUCAUCCUCAAAGGAAACCUGCACAACACUUUCCUUUAUUAUAGAUUAUCUCUGUCUUCCCUAAGGCCAGCUGGCAGGAUGCAGCAGAACUGAGACAUAAGUGCUCAUAAACUUCAGUACAAGACUGCAAACUAGCUUCCCCAAAGUUAUUCAGCUGACUCAGCAGGGUAUAGUGGGUGAAAUUCACCCCUAUUCAGAGGGUCAAUACAAAGUCUAUACACUAUUUACUAACUUUUAGUGGUCUAUUGGCCUUGUACUGGCCCACUGCACAUGGGUGAAUUUCAUCCAGUAGAAUGAAGGGACUUAGUUAUUGUGCCUAUUGAGCCAGACAGUCACUUUUCCAUAUUCUAGUCUUAUCUGAACACCCCUGAAACACCUGGGGACCUGCCACUGUAUUAAGUAAUAGGGUUUUUAGAUAAGUGAGGUUUGGAUAAAUGAGUUUGUCCUGCAGUCUCAGUGAAGACAUUAUCCUGCGAGGUGCUGAAUUCCCUCAACUCCCAUUCAAAGGCAUUUCAAAGGGGGCUGGGGUCAACGGGCUAGGGGAAGCUUCAUGUUUACUAUUAAACAAGUAAAGGAGGCAUAUAAAAAUUAAGCAAGUAGGGGCUCUGGGUGCUAAGCACCUUUAAAAAUAAGGCCACUUAUUUAGUUGUCUAAAUAUUAAUUUAGAUGCUCAACUUUGCACUCCCAAGUCUCAAAGCAGUAAACUUAGACUUCAUGUAGCUUAUGAAAAUCAGUAGUACAGUAUUUAGAGUUUGGGUAUGUGGCACUUUAUAGGAGGGCAUUGGCUUGUAUUUGUUUUCAAGAGGAGGUCAGUAUUUUCAGAGCUCUUAUAUUUAUUUGACAUUUUGCUGUCUCCUUUUUUAGGCAUUAAUUCCAAAUCCCUAUAAUUUGAAUUAUGAUUUUCCCCUCUUAGAAUGUGUCCUUCAACACUUACUUAAAAUACAGGUAUCAGCUUCUACUUCUUAAAGCGUUAGCAUUUCAUUCAUUCCAAAACAAAGCAAGUGAAGAUUAAAAAAAAUAGAAUUCAGAACCAGUGUUAAGAAACAAACAUGGUGACAAUUAUAAAUUAGGCAUAAAAUAUGUAAUAAGGGGAAGAUUGUUAACAUUAUAUUUAUGCAAAUUAAAUAGCCUUAAUUUUCAUCAUAUAUCUUUCAUUUUAAAGGUUAUUUGCCCUGAUUCUAUGAUUCAAGUGUCACAAGGUCUGGCUUUAGCUGCUUUGCCGUAAUUUAUUUGACAGCUCUAUAUGCUAUAAAUAUAUAAUGUAAUGAGGAAAGGUAUCUUCAUUGUUUAAUGAAAACCUUAAUGUGUCAAUAGUGUGUACGGAUAUUGUUUGACAUUUACUGGUUACCAAAAUAAAUUAAUGAAUUGGUGAACAUACCGUAUGCCUUGAAAAUAAUGCACUCCUAUGCAGGGAAGCAUACUUCCCUCUCUACAGAAAGUGCUCUCUCAUAAAUAAAUGAAUGAGUGCAGUUCCAGUCUGGAUGUUAAAUGGGGCUUUCAUCAUUAAAAUUGAUUUUUAGUAAAGAUCACAUAAUCUGCACAUUCCCAUAUGUUGUACAAUACGUUUAACGGGGAUUUUUUUUGUUUGUAAUUUUUUGUAUUAGCCUAUGCAACAAUACAUUUAUAUGGAAAUAAAUUGAAACAUGGGAAUUUACAAGUGGAAA